This is a messenger RNA of Drosophila subpulchrella, 3807 nucleotides long. RefSeq names its product synaptotagmin 1. Gene Ontology annotation, molecular function: calcium ion binding; calcium-dependent phospholipid binding; clathrin binding. Bases 442 to 2013 code for a protein of 523 amino acids. Gene Ontology annotation, biological process: calcium ion-regulated exocytosis of neurotransmitter; regulation of calcium ion-dependent exocytosis; regulation of dopamine secretion. The transcript has 9 exons. NCBI's taxonomy places the organism in Eukaryota, Metazoa, Arthropoda, Insecta, Diptera, Drosophilidae. Gene Ontology annotation, cellular component: synaptic vesicle membrane; dense core granule; axon. The record is from RefSeq and is a predicted model, not a curated record.
GGAGCGUUUGGGCCAAAACGCGAAUGAACAUCGACCGUGGAAGUUGACUGCUGAAGUACAAAGCGCUAGGCUGAAGUAUACGAAAUUCAUGUGAGACUAGCGAGCCGCGGCCUCACUAGCCAAAGCUAGCCACCAAAAACCAAAAAAAAAAAAAAACAGGCAGCAGCAGGAGCAGCUCACACACACACACACAACCGCCAGGACCCGCAUCAUCAUAUCCUUCCUGCCAGGCCGUCGCCACUGCUGCCGCCCCCCCCGCUCCCCUCGCAGGAGUCUCGCUUCGUUAAACGCUGCUCAAAACCCAUCAUCUAACUAAUAAAGCGGGCGAUAAACAAGCACAUUGAGUACCGCAGAGAGAGCCAAGUGGAGCUAUUAACGGUAGUCUGGAACGCAGAGCAUUGGCAACAUUUUUUAGUAGGAGGAAAAACACAACAAAACAAAAUGCCGCCAAAUGCAAAAUCGGAAGCGGACGCCAAACCGGAAGCGGAACCAGCGCCAGCGUCCGAGCCGGCAGCGGAACUGGAGUCCGUGGACCAGAAGCUGGAAGAAACACAUCACUCCAAAUUCCGUGAGGUGGACAGGCAGGAGCAGGAGGUCCUCGCUGAAAAGGCGGCGGAAGCGGCCAGUCAAAGAAUCGCACAGGUGGAAUCAACAACACGAAGUGCAACCACAGAGGCUCCGGAAUCAUCUACCACCUCAUUGCCGGUGAUCAAAAAGAUCGAGCAUGUCGGCGAAGUGGUCACCGAGGUGAUCGCGGAGCGCACGGGCCUGCCCACUUGGGGCGUGGUGGCCAUCAUCAUACUCGUGUUCCUCGUCGUCUUUGGUAUAAUCUUCUUCUGUGUGCGGAGAUUCCUGAAGAAGCGAAGAACCAAAGAUGGUAAGGGUAAGAAGGGUGUCGACAUGAAGUCGGUACAGUUGUUGGGAUCGGCGUACAAGGAGAAAGUUCAGCCUGAUAUGGAGGAACUCACCGAAAAUGCCGAAGAGGGUGACGAGGAGGACAAGCAGAGCGAACAGAAGCUGGGGCGUCUCAACUUCAAGCUGGAAUACGAUUUCAACUCCAAUAGUUUGGCCGUGACGGUAAUCCAAGCUGAGGAACUUCCCGCCCUGGAUAUGGGCGGUACUUCGGAUCCCUAUGUCAAGGUGUACUUGCUGCCCGACAAGAAAAAGAAGUUCGAGACCAAGGUGCACCGCAAGACCCUGAGUCCGGUCUUCAACGAAACGUUUACCUUUAAGAGUUUGCCCUAUGCCGAUGCCAUGAACAAGACGCUCGUGUUUGCCAUUUUCGACUUUGAUCGCUUCUCGAAGCACGACCAGAUCGGCGAGGUGAAGGUGCCCCUGUGCACCAUUGACCUGGCGCAGACGAUCGAGGAGUGGCGCGACCUGGUCAGCGUUGAAGGGGAGGGCGGACAGGAAAAGCUGGGAGACAUCUGCUUCUCGCUGCGAUACGUGCCGACUGCCGGAAAGCUAACCGUUGUCAUCCUGGAGGCCAAGAACUUGAAGAAGAUGGACGUGGGCGGAUUGUCUGAUCCAUAUGUGAAAAUUGCAAUCAUGCAAAAUGGCAAACGUUUGAAAAAGAAGAAGACAAGUAUCAAAAAAUGCACCCUCAACCCUUACUAUAAUGAGUCGUUCUCAUUUGAAGUACCAUUUGAACAAAUACAAGUAUGCGAGAAUGUAUUAUACUAUCCUAUAAAAAUACCACAACUACUACUACUACUACUACUCUACUACUACUGCCUACAAACUUACCUACUACUACUGUUACUACUGUUACUGUCCUCUUCUGAACUAUCUACCAAACAAGCCAAACCAAACCGAGUUUUGAGUACCCAACCUCCCUCUAAACACACACUAGCCUACUUACGUGCAAUCGUUGUUGUUAAUUAUACUACAUAUAUACCGUAUAUAUAUAUCCAUUUAUUGAAUACUUGUAUUCCAAACCAAGCGACAACAACACCAAACUCUGAACCAAAACAACCGAACACUCUUAGAGACCAAUCUUCGUAUUACCCAUAAAGAUAUCUUAAAUUCCCCCAAAAACUAACUUAAUCAAUCUUUGUGUUCUAUAAGACGUAUCAAAAAAAAAAAAAAAAAAAAGUAUUUAAUGUUAAAUGUUGUAAUUUACAAUUUUAACCAAAAUUUGUUCAAAGCUUUUUUUAUUUUUGAUAAUCCCUAAUUUACUGUUGUAAAUAUUCAAAAAACAAAAAUGAAAAGCCCAAGAAAUUUAGCAAAUGUUAUGAUUUGUUGCCUUUGUUUGUGUAGUAUUUGAGAAAUAUUUGUGAAAUCUGAUUUCUGAUUUGAACUUGAGUUGUUAACCAGCCUCGAUGUGUGCUUAGCCCAGCUGAUUUGGUUUAUGUUUUAGUUUGUUAAAUGUGUAUUUGAUCGAUUUGAAGGCAAUCUGGCAAGAGGAAAAAGCAAUGACAAGCAGGCAUGCCUAGUGGCUUAGGAUUCCGUAAACUCAUGCAUUCUAGAUGCCCCACACACCGUCUUAGACGCAAUUUUGAAUGGAGAGCAAGCCGUAGUGUGCCCGCUUCGCUCGCAAUCGAGCAAAAAGCAAAAAGCAAGAAAGCAAUAAAGCAGAAAAGCAUCCAAGCAGUCGAAAAGCAGAAAAGCAUUAAUGCAAUAUGCAGCCAAGCACGAGCCUAACACACACUACGCUCACUCCAAAGAAGUACAGAAUAUACAACAACCUUAUACAAUAAUUCGAAUACCAACUUAAACUACUCUUUCCAUAAUACAAACUAUCGCAAACUCUUAUACCAGCGGCGUCAAUAAUGCACCACGCAGAAAUCAAAUCGCAGUGGGUACAUUAUUUUGACACUGUCUUCUGAUUUGAAUAUCGAAUACCAAUCGCACCACAACAGCUACAGUACAAAUACAGUAAUACACAGAAUAAAUACCCAAAAUAAGCCACCACAGAGAAGUAUAGCGUAUCACCAUCGAAUACCCAAUCAUCAUAAACCAACAUAUAGCCAAACGAUCUGGAAACUGGGAGAACUCUGUUACGGUUACGUUACGUGUGCUAGUCCAAGAAUAAGCCCCUGUCUAUAAGUAGGACCCCCCAUGCCAAGACCAAUUAACAAUGAACGACGAAUGGGAUUGAAUAUUAUACAUUUUCGUUUACACGUAUUUAAUGAACAUUUUUCUUUUUGCCACAGCUUAAGUGUCUGCAUUCAAGUAUCGAGAAAAGUAAUUUGUUCAUUAGCCCCCAAAGGUUAAAAGAGACGAGAUUUAUACCCGUCUCUACAUAUAUAUCUGCCGACAUCUUCAUUUGCUUCUCACCUUACGCUAAUCAAAAGCUUUUAGGAAGUUCUUGAGUUUAUUUUCCAACAUUUAUUAUUUUAAGCUACUCAUUCUUAGCUUUAGACAUUUGCAUGAUCUGCUUGAUAACUCACAACCAACAAAAAAAAAUCAAAAAGGUAUGCUAAGAAUAAAAUACUCCACAGCAAGCAUUUUCCUUUUUGAAGGAGCUUUUUGUAAUGCUCGAACGCCUUUAGAUGUUAAAAAAAAAACUAAAAAAAAAUACCCUAACCGAAGUGCUUGUGCAAACUGGAAACUUUCCACCCAACGAUCUGUACGAUUAAACCUAGCCUGCACUGAAUCUGAUAUACAGCACUCUGCCAAAAAGCAAAAAAAAUACUCCACGUAGUGACGAAAACCUCUGUCUAUAACCUGCUUCCCAAUACAGCAUUCGUAGUGUCUGCCUGUUAGCGAACAACAGUUCCCACUUCUACCCCCAAAAAAAAAAAACAACUUAAAACCAAAACAGAACACGUAUAUCGAAAUACCGAAAAGUUCUUCAACUCAAAA